GCUGCAUGUAAGCCACUCCCCCUAAUCUCCCCCUUUCCCUUCUCCUCUUCCUUACUGUCCCCUUCUUCUCCCAGACAGACCCUGCCCUUUCCUUUCUGUCGCCCGGUCUGUGGAUGUUCUUGUAGCGGGUUGGGACUGACAAUGGGAAGCGUUCUCAGCGGCCUGCAAUGCUGACACUCCACUCCCUCCUGCUGGCUGUUCACGUUAAGCGCUCCCUGUGCCCCCUUUGAAUGUCCGUCACUAUGGCUAAGCGUGAGACCGGCAGCACCAGCCCUGUCGUCAGGCAGAUAGACAAGCAGUUCCUGGUCUGCAGCAUUUGUUUGGACCAUUAUCACAACCCCAAGGUCCUGCCCUGCCUGCACACCUUCUGUGAGAAAUGCCUACAGAACUACAUCCCUCCCCAGUCUCUGACGCUGUCCUGUCCAGUAUGCAGGCAGACCUCUAUCUUGCCAGAGAAGGGUGUGGCAGCCCUGCAGAACAAUUUCUUCAUCACAAACCUAAUGGAGGUGUUACAGCGAGACCCAGAGUGCAGCCGACCUGAGGCCUGUAAUGUUCUUGAGUCAGCCAGUGCAGCUACGGCCUGUCAGCCCCUCUCUUGCCCCAACCAUGAGGGCAAGGUGAUGGAGUUUUACUGCGAGUCAUGUGAAACCGCCAUGUGUCUGGAGUGCACAGAAGGAGAACACAGGGAACAUGUGACGGUUCCUCUGAGGGAUGUGCUGGAACAGCACAAGUCGGCGCUAAAGAAUCAGCUGGAUGCUGUGCGCAACAGACUACCUCAGCUGACGGCUGCCAUUGAGCUUGUGAACGAGAUCUCCAAGCAGCUUACAGAGCGGAAAAAUGAGGCAGUGACUGAAAUCAGUAACACGUUUGACGAGCUGGAGAAGGCCUUACACCAACGCAAGACCGCUCUCAUCACUGAGGUGGAAAACAUCUGCAGCACUAAGCAGAAGGUUCUUCAAGCCCAGCUGACCUCUUUGCUUCAGGGCAAAGAGAACAUUCAAAGCAGCUGUAACUUCACAGAGCAGGCCCUGAGCCAUGGCAGCGCCACUGAGGUCCUGUUGGUCCAGAAGCAGAUGGGUGAGCGGGUCAGUGCCCUGGCGCGACACACCUUUCCCGAGCAUCCUCAUGAAAAUGGACAUCUGGAAUGCCAGGUUGAGACGGAUGGCCUGAGGCGCUCCAUCCAGAACCUGGGAGUCCUCAUCACAACGGGGACUGUCGGCCAUACUAGUGUUGCCACCGGUGAAGGUCUGCGACAUGCACUGGUCGGCCAGCACACCACUGUCACAGUCACUACUAAAGACAAGGAUGGAGAACUAGUAAAGACUGGUAAUGCUUCUCUGAGGGCAGAGAUUAUUUCUGCAGAGGGAGUGCGCACUAUAGCUGAGGUGGCGGACAACAAGAACGGCACCUAUGAGGUCGGAUACACCAUCCGCUCAGAGGGAGAGUUCUCCUUCUCUUUGCUGCUGUACGAGCAACCUGUGAGGGGGAGUCCGUUCCGCUUGCGUGCAGUCAAGCCGUCAGAUGUCCUGCAGUCACCAGACGACGUGAAGAGAAGAGUGAAGUCUCCGAGUGGAGGAGGAGGUCAUGUUCGACAGAAGGCUGUGCGUAGACCCUCCAGCAUGUACAGCACCACCAAGAAAAAGGAAAACCCAAUAGAGGAUGAGCUGAUCUACAGAGUGGGAACAAGAGGGCGAGAUAAAGGAGAAUUCACUAACUUACAAGGCAUCUCCACCUCCAGUAAUGGACGGAUUGUGGUGGCAGAUAGCAACAACCAGUGCAUACAGGUAUUCACAAACGAUGGCCAGUUUAAGAUGCGGUUUGGGGUCAGAGGUCGUUCACCAGGGCAGCUGCAGAGGCCCACGGGGGUCACAGUGGACAUGAAUGGGGACAUAAUUGUUGCUGAUUACGACAACAGAUGGAUUAGCAUCUUCUCCUCGGAUGGCAAGUUCAAGAGCAAAAUCGGCGCCGGGAGAUUGAUGGGGCCCAAAGGUGUGGCUGUGGAUAAGAAUGGACAUAUCAUCACGGUUGAUAAUAAGGCCUGCUGUGUCUUCAUCUUCCAAUCAAACGGGAAGCUGGUGACAAAGUUCGGCGCCAGAGGAACAUCAGACAGACACUUUGCAGAAAAAAGUGGUGCAAACAUUGCACUGGAACAAAAGAUUAGUAAAUCUGGCCCGGUUUUCAGUCCUCACUUUGUGGCCGUGAAUAACAAAAAUGAAAUUGUUGUAACAGACUUUCACAACCAUUCAGUCAAGGUAUACAAUGCCGAUGGGGAGUUCCUGUUUAAAUUUGGGUCCCAUGGAGAGGGGAACGGCCAGUUCAAUGCUCCAACAGGCGUGGCUGUGGAUGCCAACGGAAAUAUCAUUGUUGCUGAUUGGGGCAACAGUCGGAUCCAGGUGUUCGACAGCUCAGGGUCCUUCCUGUCAUACAUCAACACAUCAGCGGACCCCCUUUACGGCCCUCAGGGUCUGGCCCUCACAUCUGAUGGUCACGUGGCGGUGGCGGACUCUGGGAACCACUGCUUCAAGGUCUACCGCUACUUGCAGUAGAAACCUGAGACGGACAUCUUCACCACUGCAACCACUGACAACGACACAACCAAUGUAUUCCACAGGGUGCAAUCCAAUACAGCCUUUUGAUGUGCACAUCAGAUGAUCUCCCGGAUAUAACUAAGUGUCUGAUCCUGAGUUUACCCUCCCUAUGAUGUGUGUUGAAGGUUGUUUGUAAAGUUGGAUAAUGUAGCAUCCUUGGGACAAGUAAUGGACUUAAAGCUAUGGACUGGUUUUAGAGAAUGUCAAAAAACAUGUUUGUGUGUUGUACGCUGUUGGUGGUAUUAUUCAACCACACUUUCUGUGAGACCGGACAGGGUAGGAUAUAGAUUGAAGUAUUUAAUGAGCCAUAACUUGUUGCAUGACGUUCUUUUAUUUAUCUUAAUGCCUAAGCAACAACACAUUGUACUCACCGGUUGCUUUUCUCAUGAACUAGUUAUUGCUUACAGUGAAAUGAACAACGCUACGCUUCUCCAGACAUGAAAUGUAACAUUUUGCAUUUAUUGACAUCUCAGAUAAAAACAUGUCAUCAA
This is a messenger RNA of Cyclopterus lumpus (lumpfish), 3079 nucleotides long. Its product is annotated as tripartite motif-containing protein 3-like. Gene Ontology annotation, biological process: protein polyubiquitination; proteasome-mediated ubiquitin-dependent protein catabolic process; negative regulation of translation. Gene Ontology annotation, molecular function: protein binding; zinc ion binding; ubiquitin protein ligase activity. The record is from RefSeq and is a predicted model, not a curated record. NCBI's taxonomy places the organism in Eukaryota, Metazoa, Chordata, Actinopteri, Perciformes, Cyclopteridae. The coding region runs from base 231 to 2546 and encodes 771 amino acids. The transcript has 13 exons.